UCGCGGCGUCAGUAUGCGGUCGCGCAUUCCACGCGGGAACACCUGUUUGCUCCGUCGGCGGCGGCUGCAUCGGCUCGCGUGCUACACGAUCGCGCUCAGUUCGCGGGGGAAAAAACGGGAGCGAUAGAAGGAGGGCGAGAGAGAGAAAGAAAGAGAGAGGCGGUUACGCAGAGAGGGAUCUAAUAUCUUCGAUCUCGGAGGGAUAAAAAGAAAAAACAGAGAGAGCACUUAACACACAAUCGUUGCCAAUGCUUUCUCUCUGGGGCCAGAGAUUCAGAGUAGGAAAAGGAGGAGAGGUACAAGAAGAAGGGGGCGACAAAGACAAAGAGAAACAGAGAAAGGACGAAGUCCGCGAGGCUUCCACCACGUGUCCCUCAUUCUUCUCGAUUGUACACGCUAUGUCGCCGCGCAACGGUUCCUGCGUGGCGGAAGUGAGUUCCGUGAGGAGCCUCUCGUCGGACGAUGUUUCGGGAGCCAAGGCGAACCGGAAGAAGUCGUGUUGGGCUCGCGCAACCGAUCCGGCUCACCGUCGCGGCCGACGGAUCCAGUUGCUCCAGAUGCUGGUGCUACCCUUUAUACCGAUCCUCGCCCUGAUCGUGCAGACCGCCAAUACUCUCCACGACAUCCUGAUCUACCGCCAGGAGGUGUCUGACAUAGAGACGCAGGUGACGAUAGCGACGGAUCUGGGCAAAAUGGUCACCAGAAUGCAGCUGGAAAGAUCCGAAGUGGCUUUUUUCAUCUAUACCAACGGCAACACAUUAAGGUCGAACCUGACGCAGAGAUUCGCCAUAACCGACCAGGAUCUCCACAACAUGAGCACGUGGCCGCUGGUGUCUGUGCCCAGGGACGAAAGCAAGAAGCAAACAUACGACGUGGUGAGCAAGGAGGCCUUCCAGGCACGCCUGGAGGACUUCAGGCAGAAAAUAAGUUCGGAGGAGAGCAGCAUUUCCGAGGUGAUGGCGUGGUACACGAGCGUGAACGCCGCUAUGCUGGACCACCUGACUAAUCAGAUCAAGGAGACGGACAACAGCGGAGUGUGGAGGUAUCUGAUAGCCUUCAAGAAUCUCCUGCGGAGCAUCGAAAGCCUCGGUAUCGCCUCCGUGGAGGGGAUUAAUUACUUCGGCCGCGGUCUCCUUUUUGGCGACAACUACGUCAAUUAUGUUCGCCACGAGGCGUUGGGCCGCGACCUUCUGAACGCCGCCCUAACGUACGUGCCUUCCCUGAAGAAGUUUUACGAUGAACUUACGCGCACCAUGCCCGAGUACGACAAGAUCAAGGCAAGACGGGACGAGAUCCUGCGGAAUCAGAGGAGGGAAUCGAGCGUGGAAGACGCAAUCGCUUACUUCGACUCGAUGGCCACUUACAUCGACGAGCUGCGUAAGCUGCAGCGGGAAUUGCGUCACAUGAUAAGGGAUUACGUCAAUUCGACGUUACAAGACGCGAGCAACAAGGAAGUCGCGGGGAUCGCUAUCGUCGUUCUGGUCCUGGUGGUAUCCCCCAUCAUUAUCAUAUUGAUGCGCAACGCCGUCGCCACCAUUCAGAUGUAUGCCGCGAAUUUGGCUCAGAAGGCCCGCGAACUCAAACGCGAGAAGAGAAAGAGCGACACGCUGCUCUUCCAAAUGCUUCCACCUAGCGUUGCCCAACAACUCAAGCAGACUCAACAGGUACCAGCGGAGUAUUACGAGGCGGUGACCGUCUACUUCAGCGACAUAGUCGGCUUCACGGAGAUUGCCGCGGAGAACACGCCCCUCGAGGUGGUGACAUUCCUUAACUCGAUCUACAAGCUAUUCGAUGCGCGUAUCGAGUGCUAUGAUGUCUACAAGGUAGAGACUAUCGGGGACUCCUACAUGGUCGCUUCUGGUCUGCCCGUGAGAAAUGGUGACAAGCACGUGUCCGAGAUCGCCACGAUGGCGUUGGAUCUGCUGGCGGCUUCGUCCGUGUUUCAGGUGCCCAAACGUCCAGGUGAACGACUGCAAAUACGAAGCGGGGCUCACACCGGGCCCGUCGUGGCCGGUAUCGUCGGCAGCAAGAUGCCUCGUUACUGUCUCUUCGGCGAUACAGUGAACACCGCGAGUCGCAUGGAAUCGACCGGCGAAGCUUUGCGAAUUCACAUCAGCUUAGAGAUGAAGAAAGCACUCGACGCGGUGGGCGGUUUUAAAAUUGAACACCGUGGCCUUGUCGACGUGAAGGGCAAGGGCCUCAUGGACACGUACUGGUUAGAAUGCAAAGACGGCGGUAUCGCGCGCGCUGCCGAGCUUGAUCUGCCAUCGUUCUUCGAGGACGUGCGACCGGUCUUCAUGCGACGCCUACGUGAGGAGGGCCGCAAGAACCGGUUGUCCACUCCGAAUCUACACAUCACCCCCGUCAAGGCACCGCCGCAAUCGCAAUCGAGCAUCGAAUCCCAGGAUUCGGGCACCUACGAGUGUACCCGCUCGACCACCCCUUGUCCACCGAGUUACUCGCCCGCGAGUCAACGCAGCCGUUACUCGCAGCCAAACCUGCCGACCCUGCUGAUCUCGUACGAUCGGCGAUCGGGCGGCUCGCCAGACCGUCGCAUCCGCAUGUCACAGCCGACCCUCAACUCCAGCCUGAGCGGCAUCAAUUCGUUUAACUUCGUCGGCAUGCACCGCGGCAGCGCUGGCGGUCGUUUGUCUUACACCAGUCUGCGUGCCGCCUCGGGCGACAACAGCAUCAACGAGGAGGAGAGACUGUCGACACCAAACGUGCACGCCCUGGGUGGCAGCGGAAGCCCCCGUGGCAGCCUGACGAUGGAGCGGAGUUCGUCGCGGCUGUCGCAGCCGGACGUACGCCGAUUCAUUCUACGGCAAGAUAAACGCGAGCGACUGUCGCAGCCCACUCUCGUCACCGGCGAUUACUAUCCCGGUCGAACGCAGCAGCGACUAUCCCAACCUUGCCUCAGCAGCGGCGGAAUCAGCAUGCAUUCACCCUCGCCGCCACCCUACCCUCUCAAGCAUAAGAGAUUCGGACCCGCCGUCCUGCAGGCAAGUCAGCGCGACCGUCUGUCGCAGCUGGACAUCGGCGCCAAGUAUCGAAAUAUCAAGGACCUGGGAGGCGGCGGCGGCGGCGGCGGCGGUGGUGGCAAUCUCAGUGCCGCGCAGGUCAAAUUCAAUCGCGAUCGGUUCUCGAUACCGGAGCUGGAGACGCAGAACGACCUGCGGUUGAUCGCCGGCACGCCCAAACAGCGCUUCAGUUUGGACAGCCAACUGGCGAAGCAGCGCUUCAGCUUAGACAGUCAGGACAGCUGCAAGUCACGGCUGCUACCAAUCGCCAGCUCGCCGAUCUUUGAGCAUCAACAGAUGAAAACCGAGGAGCUCAUGGGGCUGACGUCUGACAGAUUAAAGAGUCCCACCUGCGAGGGUCUGCAGAGCGUGAUCGUCGCGAGCACGUCACCGAUCUUCCCACCCGGCGAGAGGCGAUUUCUUGCGCCUGACUUCCCAUUCACGGGCAGGAAACCGUCCAAGUCACCAUCGCCACCCAAGUCAGAGGUCUUCUCGUUCGCAAAGUCGGCGCGUUCCGGUAAACCACCACCGAUUCCAGUCCGGGAGAGAAUGUCAGUGCCGGAGAUCAGAAACUCGAGCUUGCGCCGACUGCUGGACCCGCCUGCCCGGCAGCGACAUAGCAUCGCCGGUGGUCUGAGGCAAUCGCUGCUGUCGCCGGUGAAGCUGCCAGAGUUCGGCACCGGUGGCAGGAAAUCGCCGCGAUACUCGAUCGACGACGCGCUCGAGAAGCUGAAGAGGAUCGAAAAGGAGGAGAAUCGACGGAACCAGGAGGCGAGCGAGAGGCAAGGAAUCAAGGAACAGGAUCAGCAACAGGAAAAGGAACCGAAGCACAUUCAGCGGCACUAUUCGUACACGUAUGAGACGCCCGGCAGCGACGAGAGCGGCAGCGCCUCGACGCUCGGCAAGCUGAGCGUUGGCGGAACGCCGAAGCGCAAGUUUCUCGAGAGUAAUUUUGACGAGAACGAACAGGUGAUCACGACGGUGAUCGAGACGGAGAUACCGAUGAUCUUGCCGAGCACGCCCGGCAAGUACGCGAAGAAAGCGCAGGCGUACUCGAGCGAUACGCCCAAGUGGAUCCGGAAGUACCUGGAGAACGAGAGUUCAAAGGUAGUAGGCAGAAAGACCUCCACCGACAAGGACCAGAUCGUUAGAUCGAAUAGCCGUAGAAGCAGCCGCAGAAAGAGUUCGCUGGAGUCGAUCGAGGCAAUGACGAAGAAGCCCGAAGAGAAGAAGGCACGCUCUAAGUCCGCCAGCUGCGAAGAGAGAAUUAUCAAGGACAUCGCGGAGCAAAAGGGCGUGAGAGAGACCUACGUGAGGAUCGUGCCGUCCAGUAACGCCCAGCAGGAGAAUAGAUACGAGGUCGGCGUGGAAACCACCGCGACCUCGUGGACGAAGACCGACGGUCGGGGUCUCUACGGCGACGACACCGACACAGACGAUUCCACGUCGAUUUAAACAAAGGCAGGAGGUUUCGCAUGUCACCGCCAUGAGAGGAAUCCUCGGUCUCGAUCACUCUGAUUGCCGCCAUCGCUAAACUGUUGAUCGGGUACGAUCGAUCUUGAAGAAACGAAGAGAAUCCAAUUAUUUUGACAAAUGCAUCUCGGAAAAAGCGUAAUGGAAAAUAUGUUACAGUCAUCUUGCAGAUUUUUUAAAAAACUACUUAAAAAAAUUUCAAUCAUAGUUUACGUCAUUGUAAAAAUUUAUAUUAAUAAUGAAAAUGAUUGGAGUGAUCAAACCAUGAUUCUUUAAAAUUUUGAACGGAUUCGUUUCGAUCAUCAUUGAAUUAUUAAUACACAUGCCAUUAACACUGGCUAUUGUUAUUUUCACAAGUAUAUCAAUUGGAAUAAUUAAUCAAAUAAUGCAUUUGAUAUCAAUUUAUUUGACUUAUUAAUUAUUCAACAAAAGUUCAGUAAAAAAUGUUAGAAGAAAAAUGUUUUAUUAGUAUUACAUCGAUACGGUCUCUUGAAUUUUCGGUUUGAGAAUUUCCGUCUACAAAUGAGGAUGCGAAAUUUAAAUAAGAAAUCUUGAAUCGGAAUAUCAUCGUUGUGUAAUAUAUUCAACAAGAAUCUUUCAGUUACAAUUUACACAGCUGUGUUACGUAAGGGACUGAAAAGAGAAUGUACACUGCGUGUACCUCAAAUCAGUGAAACGAGAAUAGCACAAGUCAGACCGCGAUCAAGGCAGACACGAGGAAGACCUAUAUACGCAAGGAAAAAGAAAUGAUCUCGAAUAGAAGUCUCCGAUAUUUUGUACUUAAUACGCUGCGCUCGACAUCUCAGCGGGAUAAAUCGGAAGUGAAAACCGAUUGCGGAUACCUAUUUUUGCACAAACAGAGAGGACCACGAUACGCGCGAUACUUCGCAUGCAUUCAGCCUAAAUGAUACUCAGAUCUGUGCUUCACUAACCUUCUCGAUUCCGAAAUGAUUUCUGCUUUGUAUAUAUCUCGAAUAACCAAGAGGGAAACCAGAAAGGAUAAUAUAGGGCGAUCGAAGAGACUCGCGAUACCGAAAAAUUUUCUUCUGAUCCUCAUCGUUAAAAUCGUACGACACAAUGAUCGUUGGAUUCCGUUCAUCAGAUCUUUGAUAUACGUGUGUUCCAAUCGAAUUUCCAAACAAUCGCGUGAGACCGUUCGAUCGUUUUGCAUAUAAUGUGUAUUUUGUGCACUAUUUUUAUCAAGCUUGUAGGGACUAAAUGUAAAGACAGUCACCUUGUACAUACAUCGAUGAAAAGAGUUAUAAGUUAUAAUAUACUGCUGGAUGUCGAUCGUUGCUGAAUUUAUGAGAUCAUUUAAUCGUCUUGAACGUACAAACUUUUCAUUUCUCGUUGAAAAAAUAUUUUUCGCUUGCAAAAACCGUGCCGGAUUUCCGUGAUUACAUAUUGUACUGUUAAUCACAAAAUCAAUUUAUUCAGGAUAAUGUGCAACGCGCGCGGGCGAAUGCUCGUUUUUGAUGAUACUAGUCAUUAUAACAUGAUUUUACGAGCAAUCGGAUAUAUAUGUAGGGUGCUUCUGAUAAAAUGCCUUUGCAAAGAUUUAAUUAAUAAUUAACAGAAGAAUAGAGUAUAUAUUCUUUUGGCAUUUGUGAUUUUUUUAUCUAAGUAAUUUUAUA
Molecule: messenger RNA, 6127 nt
Organism: Temnothorax curvispinosus
Lineage: Eukaryota; Metazoa; Arthropoda; Insecta; Hymenoptera; Formicidae
Exons: 16
Coding region: 249-4475 (1408 amino acids)
Biological process (GO): cGMP biosynthetic process; intracellular signal transduction; receptor guanylyl cyclase signaling pathway
Molecular function (GO): guanylate cyclase activity; peptide receptor activity
Source: RefSeq, a predicted model, not a curated record